Messenger RNA from Kazachstania africana CBS 2517, 1311 nucleotides. RefSeq names its product phosphopyruvate hydratase ENO2 (gene ENO2). The transcript has a single exon. Lineage: Eukaryota; Fungi; Ascomycota; Saccharomycetes; Saccharomycetales; Saccharomycetaceae. The coding region runs from base 1 to 1311 and encodes 436 amino acids. Gene Ontology annotation, cellular component: phosphopyruvate hydratase complex. Gene Ontology annotation, molecular function: phosphopyruvate hydratase activity; magnesium ion binding. Gene Ontology annotation, biological process: glycolytic process. The record is from RefSeq and is a predicted model, not a curated record.
AUGGCUGUCUCUAAGGUUUAUGCUAGAUCCGUCUACGACUCUCGUGGUAACCCAACUGUCGAAGUUGAAUUAACUACUGAAAACGGUGUUUUCAGAUCCAUCGUCCCAUCUGGUGCUUCCACUGGUAUCCACGAAGCUCUUGAAAUGAGAGAUGAAGACAAAUCCAAAUGGUUAGGUAAGGGUGUUAUGAACGCUGUUAACAACGUUAACAACGUUAUUGCUGACGCUUUCGUUAAGGCUAACCUUGACGUCAAAGACCAAAAGGCUGUCGAUGACUUCUUAAACAACUUAGAUGGUACUGCCAACAAAUCCAAGUUAGGUGCUAACGCUAUCUUAGGUGUUUCCUUAGCUGUUGCCAGAGCUGCUGCUGCUGAAAAGAACGUUCCAUUAUACGUUCACUUAGCCCAAUUAGCUGGUGCCAAGGACAACUUCAUCUUACCAGUUCCAUUCUUAAACGUCUUAAACGGUGGUUCCCACGCUGGUGGUGCUUUAGCCAUCCAAGAAUUCAUGAUUGCUCCAACUGGUGCUAAGACCUUCGCUGAAGCCAUGAGAAUUGGUUCCGAAGUUUACCACAACUUAAAGUCUUUAACCAAGAAGAGAUACGGUGCUUCCGCUGGUAACGUCGGUGAUGAAGGUGGUGUUGCUCCAAACAUUCAAACUGCUGAAGAAGCUUUAGACUUAAUCGUCGAUGCUAUCAAGGCUGCUGGUCACGAAGGUAAGGUCAAGAUCGGUUUAGACUGUGCUUCCUCUGAAUUCUUCAAGGACGGUAAGUACGAUUUAGACUUCAAGAACCCAGAAUCUGACCCAUCCAAGUGGUUAUCUGGUGAAGAAUUAGCCGCUUACUACAAGACCUUAAUGGCUAAGUACCCAAUUGUUUCCAUCGAAGAUCCAUUCGCUGAAGAUGACUGGGAAUCCUGGUCCAACUUCUACAAGCAAGCUGAUGUCCAAUUAGUUGCCGAUGACUUAACUGUCACCAACCCAGCUAGAAUCGCCACUGCUAUUGAAAAGAAGGCUGCUAACGCUUUAUUAUUAAAGGUUAACCAAAUCGGUACUUUAUCCGAAUCCAUCAAGGCUGCUCAAGACUCUUUCGCUGCCGGCUGGGGUGUUAUGGUUUCCCACAGAUCUGGUGAAACCGAAGAUGUCUUCAUUGCUGACUUAGUCGUUGGUUUAAGAACUGGUGAAAUCAAGACUGGUGCUCCAGCCAGAUCUGAAAGAUUAGCCAAAUUAAACCAAUUAUUAAGAAUUGAAGAAGAAUUAGGUGACAAGGCUGUCUACGCUGGUGACAACUUCAGACACGGUGACAAGAUCUAA